Messenger RNA from Prinia subflava (tawny-flanked prinia), 3904 nucleotides. It is a transcript of the gene SPDYA, whose product is annotated as speedy/RINGO cell cycle regulator family member A. Gene Ontology annotation, molecular function: protein kinase binding. Lineage: Eukaryota; Metazoa; Chordata; Aves; Passeriformes; Cisticolidae. The transcript is spliced from 11 exons. Bases 2940 to 3863 code for a protein of 307 amino acids. Gene Ontology annotation, biological process: positive regulation of cyclin-dependent protein serine/threonine kinase activity. The record is from RefSeq and is a predicted model, not a curated record.
CCGGGCCGUGAAACCACCCCGCCUGGGCGGAGGGGCUGUCGUGGGGAGCCGGGGGACAGCCGCCGCCGAGGGGAAAGUGUUAGUCACCGCCGGGAGCUCUCGGGCGUGAUCCCCGUGACACGCGGGCAGGGGCUGUCGAGCCCGCGUCCCUCCCGCCGCGGGGCUGCCCGCGCCCGCCGCUGACCCUCGGGGCGCCGGGGCAGUCCCCAGCUCUUUGCCCCCGGUGGCCCCCGGCGCUUCCCUCGGGACAGGCCGGGGGUGUUUCCACUCCCCUCUCGAACACACAGUAGAUGUCUCUACCUCAAGGUUGCUCUGAGGAUUCGCUCGUGGUGCUGCAGUAUCCUCAUUUCCUCACUCAAAGCCCUCAGUGCUUUGUCUCUGAGUGCUUUGUCUCUGGGAACCUACAAAAUGGGAGGUAGUGCCAGAGCCCUGCCAGGUUGCCGAGGAGGAAACAUGGGAAAGCCGGUUGCAGGCUUUAAGAUGGCUUUCCAAAGUGUAAAAGCAAUGCCAAAAUGGAAGACAGAAGAUAGGUUAUGUUGAGGGCAGCUUCUCAGUAGAAUCAAGGCCCGUGGAGCAGACAUGAGGCUAAACAGACUUCAUCAUCUGCAUGGAAUGAAACCUUGAAAGAGCUGUAGGAAGAGGACUAUAUUGAGAAAUUAUUUACAGUACUUUGUCCAUUUCUGAAGAUUCUGUGUUGUCACAAAUUGACACAUGCUGCUGCUUAAAGGACUGUAAUAAAACUGAUGCUUCUGUGUAUUUUAUUUUUCCUGCCUGUUUGAAAACCACCAGAAAACAGGAAGGGUUAGGAAAGAGGCACAACCUGAAACCCCGCGUACCAGGCUGGACAAACGCCGCAUUGUCUCGGUACAAAUCGCUGGUGGUGAAACAGCGCUCCCUGAUGUCCAGCAAGCGACUUGGAAGUCCGAAAGCUCUAUUCUUCCCGAUAUUCUUGGAUGAAUUGUUCAACAACCUUCUGAAUAUUGUAGCUAAGCAAAGCUGGGAACCAGUUAAUUCCGCUAUCUCACGCAGAGGACUUAGAGCCAGGUAAAGUCCUGUUUCCUUAUUGUCACUGGGGUCAGGGAUCAGCCUUGCCAUGUCGAUGUUUUUCCAUAUUGCUUCCAAGCUGAAUCUUUGAGUCAUUCCCGUCCCAGUCCUACCUCAGGCUGCAGAGUCCUGCAAGGAGAGAAAGGCAGAGUUCCAGACAUUCUCCCAGCUCUCUCUCACAAGUUCAGUUUCCUCAGGAGUCUGAUCCAGCGUUGUGCAACGGGUCUGAAUCAGAGCAGAGACCUGAGUCCUGGCAGGCUGGGGACAGAACACUGGUGGAAGAGUCACAACACCCGUUCAAUAACUUGAUUGUGGCAGAGUUUUGAGUGAAAAAAGAAGUCUGUUCGUGUUUUGUUGCAGAACCACCAGCCCAAAAAUUAUUUUAGAAAUGUGAGACCUACAGGGAGCUCUGUGUAGAUAAAAGCUGACAUUGCAAGUCACUUUUUAUUGAUGUAAAGGUGUAAAGAAUAAGGAAGUAUGGAUGUCACAAUUAUCAUUGCAGCUUCAUGUUUUGCAAUAGGAAAGAAAAAAAAAAGAAGAUAUUUUUCUGAUCCUAAAGAUUUAGAUGGUUAUGUGGAAGUUUCUGUAACCUACCCUUCCUCUGUUUUUCACAGUUAUUAAAUGAAAAGUAGUUAAUUGAUGAGUACUUUGAAUUCCUUAGAUGAAAAGUAAUAUUAAAAAAAAAAAAAAAAAAGAGAACUAUUAAUGCAGGAUAACUCACUGUGAAUAUGUGUCCAAGAAGAGAGAAUAUCAAAGAAACAGACUUUUGCCCUGCCAAUGCAUUUGGUAUUAUUGCCACUCUACUGCCAAGUUUCCUGAUUUCAGCCUGUUCCACACAGAGAUGUUGUUAGUGGGUACAUUUACCACUUGGUCUGUUUUUUUCUCUCUCCCUGAUCAGAAACUUGGCAUGAUCUUUCCCUGAAUAUGCUCACUAACUCAGAGCACAUAAAUAAUUUAGCAAAUUAUUAAUAGAAGAUGAGGAAGGUGUAAAGAGGCCUCUUUUCUCAUUACCAUAACAAAUGAGGCCAGUUACACUUUAAUUGACCUGCACAGGGGGAAACAAUGAAAAUGGAUGUAUAUCUUGCCAUCUUCCUAGGAUAAAUCUUUAGCUCUUAUAAGAAAAGGCAACAGUAAGAUUUCACACUGAAUCUUAUUAGCAAAGGGAUUUUUUUCAUUGUUGUUCCAUUUCAAUAGACUGCCUUAGACUAAUUGUAUACUACUACCUGCAUUAAUUGUCUCUGUGGAAAGGUAGCAGCAGGGUAUCCUGUACCUCUGUUUUAAUGAUCUUUAGAGUCAGGUAUCCCUCCUCCUUCAUGUCCUAUGUCUGCUGGGGAGAUGUCUAUCAUCCUGGGGAGAUGUUUUAAUCAUAGAACGGUUUGGGUUUGAAGGGACUUAAAGAUCAUCACGUUCCAGUCCCUGGCGAUGGCCAGGGUGGGACACCUCUCCCUAGACCACAUUGCUCAGAGCCCCCAUCCGACCUGGCCUUGAACAAUUCCAGGGAUGGAACACCCCCAGUUUCUCUGGGCAACUUGUGCCUUGUCACCACUCUCACAGAAAAGAAUUUCUGCCUGAGAUCUAACCUAAGCCUACUCUCAAGUUGGAUCCAUUCCCCCUUAUUCUGUCACUACACCCCCUCGUAAACAGCCGAGGAAGGAAAGAAGGUUUUGCAGCGCUGCUGGGCAGCGCACAGACCCAGGGCACGCGUGAGGCUGCCUCACGGCGGCGGCACCGCCGCGCCCGCCGCCCGCCGCCCCCGCUCCCAUUGGCUGCCGCGCCCUGGGCGGCAACGGGGGGCGGGAGAGAGAGAGCCCCGCCGUUCGAUUGGCUGGAGUGGCUGCCCCGCGCACGCUGAUUGGCUACCAGAGACGCCACUCGAGGAACCUUUGCUUAAGGAAAUGAAACACAACCUGGUGUGUCAGACACCUCCCACUGUCACUGUUCAUGUCAAAUCCAGUGCAUCCAGAUCACAUCAGCAAAAAAAACUUACUAGACUAAAGCGACCUGCUUUUAAAGACCGUCAAGAAAAUUGUGAAAAAGGGGUUCCUAGUCAGAAAUAUAAAUGUUCAAAGGGACCAUGUCUAGUUAUUCAGCGUCAGGAAAUGACAGCUUUCUUUAAAUUAUUUGAUGAUGAUCUAAUCCAAGACUUCCUUUGGAUGGACUGUUGCUGUGAAAUUGCAGACAAGUAUCUCUUGGCAAUGACUUUCGUUUAUUUCAAGAGAGCUAACUUCACACCAAGUGAGCAUACCAGAAUCAAUUUCUUUGUGGCUCUGUAUCUGGCAAACACAGUUGAAGAAGACAAUGAAGAAGCAAAGUAUGACAUUUUCCCAUGGGCUUUGGGCAAAGCCUGGAGAAAGCUCUUCCCUGAUUUCUUAAAGUUAAGAGAUCAACUGUGGAGCAGAAUUGACUACAGGGCUAUUGUAAGCAGACGCUGCUGUGAAGAGGUGAUGGCCAUCGCUCCCACACAUUACAUCUGGCAGCGAGAGCGCUCUGUGCACCACAGUGGAGCGCUGAGGAACUACGACGAAGCGCAGCUGCCGCGGGGACCCAGCGCCACUCCUACAGACUGCCUGCUCUGCGGCAGGAAAGGCAGAUUUGUACGGCUCGGGUUAUCUUCUUCCUCCUCAUCUACUGACACGCUGGAGAUUAUAGAACUACAUUCAUCCCAGAAAUCAAAGGACACCUUUGCAACUGAAAAAAUGCUCAUCGACUCUCCUUCUUAUAAAGCCCAAGACUGCCAGAGCCUGUCCAGCAAAAGGCAACCACGUAGCACCCUGAAUCAAGAUAAAUCCAUGGACUGGUUUACAAGCAAUGGAGAAUGAAAUGCACCUGAUAAGGCAGAAACAGAUACUGUGAUUUGCAG